AAUAGCUAUAGGACUACUUUCUUAAAGAUAGAGCUGGAAUAUAAAGCCCUACAGGGGUUCCCUAUUUUCCCUAUUGUUUUUAUACUUUAUUUCUCCCUUAGCCUAAAGCUUAAUAACCCUAAUACCUGCUUUAGGUAUAUAAAUAAUAUUAGUAUUAUAGUAGUAGAGGCUAAUACUAAAGAAACUACUUAG
Messenger RNA from Trichoderma harzianum CBS 226.95, 192 nucleotides. RefSeq lists its product as hypothetical. Lineage: Eukaryota; Fungi; Ascomycota; Sordariomycetes; Hypocreales; Hypocreaceae. The annotation marks the transcript as partial. The record is from RefSeq and is a predicted model, not a curated record. The transcript has a single exon.